This is a messenger RNA of Arabidopsis thaliana (thale cress), 1343 nucleotides long. It is a transcript of the gene PDV1, whose product is annotated as plastid division1. Gene Ontology annotation, biological process: chloroplast fission. The transcript is spliced from 2 exons. The coding region runs from base 177 to 995 and encodes 272 amino acids. The record is from RefSeq and is marked reviewed. Gene Ontology annotation, cellular component: chloroplast outer membrane. Lineage: Eukaryota; Viridiplantae; Streptophyta; Magnoliopsida; Brassicales; Brassicaceae.
GCAUAGUCCGUGCCAGCUGUUUCUUGUUUUAGUAUUUCCGGGUCGGGUUUCACCCGUAUCCGGAAAUCAAAUUCAUCGGAGCGCUUAAUUUGAGUCCACAAUUAAAGUGAGAAUUUUCCUGAAGAAGAAGAACUUUUGCUUUUUUUCUGGGUUUGCUUUUUUGUUGUGUCAAUGAAAUGGGAGAAAUGGAGAUCGAAGAAAUCGAAGCUGUUCUUGAGAAAAUCUGGGAUCUACAUGACAAGCUUAGCGAUGAGAUUCACUUGAUUUCGAAGUCUCACUUUCUCAAAUCGGUUAAACCUUCAAAUAGAUCGGAGAAGAGAAAGAAUCCUCACGGAAAUUCCGGCGAAGAUAAGCGACCUGGUUAUGUUUUCAUCAAAGGAUUCGCCGUCGAUGAUAACGACUCCACGAUUCAGGAGGCGAAGAGUCUUAACGCAAUUCGAACCGCUCUUGAGAACCUUGAAGACCAGCUCGAGUUUUUCCAUACUAUACAUACACAGCAGCGAACAGAGAAAGAUGUUGCGAUUGCUCGGCUUGAACAGAGCAGGAUAUUACUAGCAAUGAGAUUAGCUGAACACCACGGCAAGAACUAUGGAGUCCUAGAGGAAGCUCUUGCAUUUGUUGGGAGCAUUAAAUCCAACUCGCAUUACGUUUCACCUGAUCACCUCUACGAUUCCUCUCGAAACCCAGACGGAGCAAACUCUAUUCCAGAUGGAAUAGAGUCAAACUUUGUAAUCAACGCCUUUGCCUCGACUUUCGGGUUUGCCAAGAGAGCACUUGGAUUCAACCAUGUGAAAGGCGUACUUGGAAACGCUGCUAUAUUUGCCAUAAGCGUGGUCGCUAUGCUACAUCUUCACCAAGUGGCUACUAGUGAACAUCAUCUGCAGAAGAAAGAAGACAGAUUCUACAGAAGCCAACAAAGGAAAACAUACGGAAGAGAUAAGUCUUCAGCUGACAGAAGUUUGGAUCACUUGGACGUAAUGAUGGCUCGUGGUUAAGACCAGAGAUCGAACUUGUCUACACGUGAGAAAACUAAAGAAGAGAAGAGAUAAUUGUUGCUCUCAUAGGUUUCGAUAUUAUCAGCAAAAGGAUAAGAAUUUGGAGGCAAAGUGUUGGAAUUUUCUGAGCUCGUCUGAUGCAAAUAUUGUUCCUUUCUUCUAAUUUUGAUUUUCAAACACUGUGGUUAAUGUUUUGUUUGUUUUGUUUGGUUUUGUUGAUUUCAAAUGUGGUUAGGCUUUCUUGUAAAUCACAAGAUCUCUCGGCUAUUCUUUAGUAGCAACUGGCAAAUUCAGAUUGAUGAAUGUAUUGGGCCACUAUCAGCCCAUUCGCACCCCAGAACUAUCCAG